Molecule: messenger RNA, 6388 nt
Organism: Hypanus sabinus (Atlantic stingray)
Lineage: Eukaryota; Metazoa; Chordata; Chondrichthyes; Myliobatiformes; Dasyatidae
Gene: ercc5
Product: excision repair cross-complementation group 5
Exons: 26
Coding region: 338-5542 (1734 amino acids)
Biological process (GO): nucleotide-excision repair
Cellular component (GO): nucleus
Molecular function (GO): single-stranded DNA binding; DNA endonuclease activity
Source: RefSeq, a predicted model, not a curated record
CAGGUUAACGCUUCCAAUAUCGUCCAAGGAAAGCAGCUUCAUGCUAGUCAGUGGGCGUUAGUUCGAGGAAGUACAGGGUUGCUGUGACAUUGCAUGAAUAGAGCAUCUUCAGUCUUUCAAGGAUCAACCACAAGAAUAUCGCCAGUAAAUUUUGACACUGAGCCACAUAAUAUGUUAGGAUUGACGACCAAUAGCUUGUUCGGAGGUUCCAUCUCCUUUGAAGGAUGUUUACAUUGAGAUGAAAUGCAUGAAUUAUAGAAACAAUCAUCUAGUUGAUUACUAUUCUUGAAGGAAGGCUACAGUUUACCAAAGACCUAACUCCUGUUGGCAUCAUUCAAUGCCCAACUCUAGUGAAUAUCGACCACCAAAGCCAACUGGAAACUUAAAGAAUAUUGAUGUUCUUGAGGAGAUUGCUGCUGGCGAUCCACCAGGACCUUCUAAUUCCAGUCUGUUUUCCUGUUAUGGUGCUCCAUCAUUCAAUCUAAGUUCCAGUGCAAAAGGACAUGGGCCAUGGAUAUUUCCUGUUGUCCAGGCACGAGAAGUGUUUUACAAUGUCUGUUCAGAUUAUGGAUUGCUAAACAAAGCUUCCAUUAUUGCCAAUACACCUUGCGGCUCCAGUGAAUCUACUCCUGUCCAGGAUGGACCUUCUUCAGUUGGUGCUGUGGGACGCAAUUCUAAUUAUGUGCAACUUCAAGUUGAUUGUCCAGAUGUAACCCACAGAGGUAAUGCAGAAGUGGUUGCUAUGCCUGUCAGCCAAGGGAAACAGCUGCUUGCCUGGGAGAUAGAUACAUCAGAUUUUAAUAUAGUGACAUCUAAAUUGAAAAGUAGAACAGGUAGCCUGAAGAAGCAAAGUACAAAAAAGAUUAAACCACUUGAGAAACACAACAAAAAAAAUGAUUCUUCUCCGUAUACGGUUCUGGAAGAAAUGAAACAGCGCAAAGUUUUGGAUCUUAGGAGAUGGUAUUGCAUCAGUCGCCCGCAGUACAAGACUUCAUGUGGAAUAUCCUCUUUGGUUUCAUGCUGGAACUAUCUAUUUAGUACCUGUGGAACAGGAAGUCUUCCACCAAUUACACAGGAGGAGGCUUUGCAUAUCUUGGGUUUUCACCAGCCCUUUGAAGAUAUUAAAUUUGGGCCCUUUACAGGAAAUGCAACUCUAAUGAGAUGGUUUAGACAACUUAAUGAGCAUUUUCAUAUGAGAGGCUGUUCCUAUGUUCUGUAUAAACCCCAUGGAAAAAACAGAACAGCUGGAGAAACUGCUGAAGGUGCCUUACUGAAGUUAACUCAAGGCCUGAAGGAUGAAUCAAUGGCUUUUAUAUAUCAUUGCCAGAAUCAUUACUUCUGUCCCAUUGGAUUUGAGGCUACCCCCUUGAAGGCAUGCAAAGCAUUUCGAGGCAAACUCCCAAUUGAAGAAAUGGAAUUUUGGAUCUUAAUUGGUGAACCAAGUAAGAAACAUCCAGCCAUUCACUGCAAAAAGUGGACAGACAUAGUGACAGAUCUCAACACACAGAAUCCUGAAUACCUUGAUAUUCGAAAUCCUGAAAAGGGUAUACAAUACAGGAAAACCAAAAAGGUCGGAGGAAAUUUGCAUUGCAUAAUAGCAUUCCAAAAACUGAACUGGCAAAAAUUAAGCACUUGGAUGAUGAAUAUUGGAAAUUUUAGAUGUGAACCACUUUCUAAAGUAUUAGAAUGCAAAGCCAGUAGCUCUACCACUGGUUUGGAAAGAGUUUUAAGUGAUCGAGAACCAUCAGUGAAUGACAAGAAUAAUGGCGAAGGAUUUCAACAAGCAUCCGGAUGGAAACACAUUGCAACUCCGUAUGAAUACAGAGAUUGUGGCUCUCCUGAAAGUGAGACAGAUGAAGAGAGCAUUGUGAAACUGGAGUUCUCGGAGGCCGAUGUGGGAGUGUCUGAGGUUCUUGAUACGUUGGCGCUGGUUUGUCCGGACCCUGUUGAGAUGGGAGGUGUGGACCAACACCCCUCUUGUGAGGAGGCUCAUGGGGGCCUGCGAGGAGAAGGCGGUUUAACCCCGGAGAGCUGCAUUAUGGGAGUUCAGGGACUGUGGAAACUGUUGGGGUGUACAGGACAACCUAUCAGUCCAGAAUGUCUUGAAGGAAAAAUACUCGCUGUCGAUAUCAGCAUUUGGUUAAACCAAGCCAUGAAAGGAGCACGAGAUCGCCAUGGUAAUUCUCUACCAAAUGCUCACCUUUUGAUUUUGUUCCAUCGACUUUGUAAAUUGUUGUUUUAUCGAAUACGACCAUUAGUUGUUUUUGAUGGAAAGAUGCCACUACUGAAGAAGCAAACUUUGGAAAAUAGGUGGAAGAGAAAGGAACUGGCAGUGAAAGACACAAAGAAAACCACAGACAAACUAAUGAGAACUUUUUUGAAGAGGCAUGCACUAAAAACAGCAUUAGGAGGCAAAAGUGAUGAGAUUAUCCCCAGUCUUUCUCAGGUGAGAAGAGGAGAAACUGAUGAUAUUUUCAACCUGCCUUCCUUGUCACAGAAAGAGGAAAAUAGCUCAGAUGAAGAGAGAGAGAAGGACUGGGAAGAGAGGAUGAAGAAUGAAAAAUUAUUGCAGAAUGAAUUUCUUGAGAAUCCUAAUUCUGUGGACAUUGAUUCUGAAGACUUUGUAAGUUUGCCUCCAGAGGUAAGGCAUGAAAUCUUGACAGACCUGAAAGAAUUCAGCAAGCGUCGGAGAAGUUUGAUGGAGCCUCUGCCUCAGGAGUCAACUGAUUUUUCCCAGUACCAGUUGUCUGGUUUACUUAAACGCAACAGACUUAACCAACAUAUUGAAGGUGUUCAGAAAGAGAUGAACCGACAGUACUGUGGUGAAAUUCAAGUAGAGUGGGGGGAUAACGAAGGGGGAUUCUUUAAGGAUAUAGAAGCCAGGCGGCUUGUAUCAGAAGAUGCUUCACACUACAUUCUGUUAAAAGGAAUUCAAUCAAAAAACAAUGAAGGUUCGGAGGGACAUAAACAAAACACACCAGAAAAAAAUACUAAUUCAGCUGUUACAAAGGCACUCUCAAAUGCUGGUUGGGAUCCCUUUAAAAAUUUAAAUCCAACAUCGCUUCCAACAACAAACAUGAUGAAAGCUGAGAAUGAUGGUGCUGCUGCAAGGGAUUGUCCUUCUCCACGGACAAUGAUUGCUAUUGAGGCUGCCAUGUUAGAAAGUGGUUCAGAUGAUGGAACAGAGUCUGGAGAAGAUAAAUUAUUGCCACUUGGAUGUAGUAGCACUCUUUAUUCAGCUGAUACUGCUUCCAAAAAUAUAAACGUGUCACCGAGGACACAUCAAGCCAUACAGCAAGCUUUAGAAGAAGAUGAAUUAAUAAAUAUUGCAAAGAAGGGCAAUGAAAGUGAAUGCAGCAAUGGUAGAAAGCAAGUAGCCAAAAGCUGCAGCUCAAAUGAUGAGCAUAAAGAUCAAGAGGUAUUUGACAGUGAUUGUGAAGAUCUUGCAAUACCAUUAAGUCCAAAGACCACUCAAAGAAAAUCUAGAGAACACAGAAAUGGUGAAAAUUGCAAAAUGCAAUCGAAGCUUCCUGCAGCGGAGGGAGUUUCUCCAGUCAGUACAACAGAACAAAAUAACAAUGUUGCAACAGGAGAUGCAACCAAACAUAAAAUUGAACAGUUAAGUUUUCAAACUUUGGAAAAUGUGAAGGAGCACAGGAGUAUUAAUGAGGAGCACUUGGAUAGUAACAGCAGGAAAUGUAUUCACCCACCUGGGACAGUUAAUUUCCUAGAAAAUCAGAGCAUGAACAGUGAAACUAUUCCAGGUGUACAACAACCUUUAUUUAUUCCUGCUCUGGGCACUCAGCCUUCUGAUGAUCCUAAAAAGCUUCCCUCACCACAGAUACAAGGAGAACUAGAUGAAGACUCUACUGAAGAAUCAUAUGGAGAUCAGGAAAAGUAUGCAAACAAUGAAGACCAAAGUGACUCAGAGGGUAGCUUCAUUGAAGUCAUUAAUACCAAUAAAACCCCACCGAAAAAUGAGCUCUUUCCUCUUGAUAUCUUCGUACCCUUGAUUCCGGCAAGUGAACCCAUGCUGAAGCCUGCUGAUGAUCUGGAAGGUAGUUUUGAAACUACACAGAUAGUCGAGGAACAAUCUGCAGUUAUCGGUGAUCAUGUGGACAAAAUUGAGAAAAUUGUUCAACAAGGUACGAAGGAAGAGACUGAUCAACCCAAAUGGGCAGAUGUGGAAGAAGCCACAACUAAUGAAUGGAGUGAACUAAAUCUGGGUGAUGUAGAGGAAUUAGAAAACAGCUUGUUCUUGGAACAAUCUGGUCUACAAUCUCAGAAACAAAAGCAGGAACGUGUUGCUGCCACUAUCACAGGACAAAUGUACCUGGAAACUCAGGAGUUGUUGCGAAUUUUUGGAAUUCCUUAUAUUGUUGCUCCCAUGGAGGCAGAAGCUCAAUGUGCUUACCUGGAUAUGACUGACCAAACUAGUGGAACCAUCACUGAUGAUAGCGAUAUAUGGCUGUUUGGAGCACGUCAUGUGUAUAAGAAUUUCUUCAGUCAAGAUAAAUAUGUGGAAUAUUAUCAGUACAUCCAUAUUCAUAACCAACUUGGCCUUGAUAGACGAAAACUGAUCAACCUUGCUUAUUUUCUGGGCAGUGACUACACGGAGGGGAUCCCUGGUGUAGGUUACGUAACAGCAAUGGAACUCCUCAACGAAUUCCUUGGGUCUGGACUAGAGCCACUUUAUCGUAUUCGAGAUUGGUGGACUGAAGCCCAGAAAAAUAAAAAAUUAAGAGAGAAUCCAAGUGAUACAAAAGUGAAGAAAAAACUGCGUCACCUGGACAUCUCUUCAGGGUUUCCAAAUCCAGAUGUGGCAGAAGCAUAUUUAAAACCGGUUGUCGAUGAAUCCAAAGAAUCACUCUCCUGGGGAAGACCAGACCUUGAUGAGAUCAGAGAAUUUUGUCAGAAUCGUUUUGGUUGGACAAGGAAGAAGACUGAUGAAGUAUUUUUACCUGUAAUGAAGCAGCUCAACGCUCAACAAUCACAACCACGUAUUGACACCUUCUUCAGGGUGGAACAAUAUGAGAAGCAAACAAUAAAAAGCCAAAGGCUUCGCAGAGCUGUGACAUGCAUGUUGAGAAAAGAAGAAGAAGAAACUUCAACAGAGGGACAUGUAACUACUGAUACACCAAAGGGGACUGCUAACUCAGCAGAAAAGUCUCAGGAAGUUGCCUUGGGAACCAAAAGUAAAUUCAGCAAUUCCCAAUUAAAAUGCAGAAAGAGAAAGCAGCCAAAGAAAUCUCCAGGUCAGCUAACUGGAGGAGGUUUCAUUGGACCAAUUAAUCUCUCUGAAGAGUCAAGCCAUUCUGAAGAUGACGAGUCUGAAUUUAUGCCAAAAAAAUACUCCAAAACAAUGAAUUUUGUUAGAAAAAUACCAGAAGAGCAGAUGAAAGAUAAAACUGCCCAUAGGAGUGGUAGCUCAAGUGAGGAGAAUGAAGAUGAUAACUGUAUGGUGACAGCUAAACCUGUGUUUGUUCAUAGAGGAAAGAUGAAAGGACUUAAAACAAAGCAAAGAAUGAAAUUAAAGAAAUAAGUAUUCGCCAGUACAACAGCCUUUUCUGUAACUGGUAAAUAGAUAUUGGUUUGAAGUACUUAUGUUUCAGCAGGAUGAAAUUUGAAGACUUGUCUCUUUCAAAAUCUGUUAAUUCAAGGUUAAAUCCCAUUGCUGUCUAUUAGAGGCCCAAAGUUCUGAUUAUCCAACUUGCAAGCAAUUCACAGUUGGAAUAAAUGUAUGCUUGUCAUGUGAAAUAUUGCUUGAAAAACUUUUAAAGUUUGUAAUUUAUCUGAAGUUUUGGUUCAAAGCUGCUACUUUGAAUGAUUUAUCAUGUUUCAGUGUGGGAAAAAAAUCAAUUUUACUAUGCAGGGUAGAUUAAAGGCAUUUUUAAAGACAUCAUGAUCAUGUGCAGCAGAAGAUAACCUGGAAAACCAUGUGAAUAUGUUGUAUUGAUUAAAUUUAUACCACAAAAUGGUGACUUGUACAAAUCAACCCACAACAACUUCUGUUUAUAGGAAAAUACAUUAUUGUGAUCUUCAAAGUAUCUGGGACAAAGCUACUGCCAAAAUUUAUUUAAGCCAUUGAUCAGGUUGCACAUUAACUAAUCCACUGAUACUUUUUAAACAUUCCGGUUUCUGAAACUUCUGGGUACUGUAUUGUGACAUUCUACAGAUUAAUUUACAAAUGUGGACUAUUGUGGAAUUUAUUUCUAUAAUUGUUUUUUUUUAGAACUUGUGAAAUGUUUGAAAAUAGAAAUAUUCAUGAAUGCAGACAAUAUGUUUCCAAGACUUCUGACAGAUUUGAUAUGCCAGAGACAACUGCCGGCGGGACUAUUUGGCUCUUGUCGUGGAAUGGUAAUAAAUUAUGGCUAAUUUAGAAGUCUCA